AUUUUCUUCUCUUUUUGAGAAAGUUCCACAUUUUUUGUUAUGUGAUUUGUUAGCUAAACGUAAAUCAAUUAGGAAUGUAUCGUCGCAUUUGCCAGUGUUGCAGGUUUCCAAGCAUGUCAAAUUAUAAUAAGCCAAUUCAAUUACUUUGUGUGUUGGUUGUAGUUUUAUUCUUUAUCAACAAUCAAUUUGUUCAAAGGACUACGUGGAGUCGAGGGCUCAGAUCACCACCCCUAGAUUCGAGGAUUUUUCAAGAAAAGUCUGAAAUAGAACGUUCAACGUUGCCACCUAUUCCAAAAGGAUUUUUAUCUUCUAAACUUGCUUCUACGGCACGAUUAGCCAAUCACAUAUUUGAGCUUGUAUCAGUCUAUGGAAUGGCGAAAAGUCUUAAUCGGAAACCAGCAAUUUUCGUUGAAGAUUCAAAAUAUAAUUUAUUGAUCACAGGAGUUCGAAAAGUAUUACCGGGGCUGUUAGAUGAAUUUCAAAUUUUUGAAUAUCCAGUGCACAACAAAGCCACCAAAGUUCCGUUGAGUGAGAAAUGCUGUAUUUUUGAUAAUCCAGAUAAAUUUAACAAUAUCUCCAGCGAAUAUCUUCACUUGACUGGUCAUUUUUAUCAGAGUUGGAAAUAUUUCGAUAAAUACAAGGAAAAAGUGCAAAGUUUUGUAAAACCAGCCAUUGAUUUCUCGCCACUUCCCAACUCUGAUAGCAGUAAUUUCAUUUCCAGAAUUUGCAUACACAUUCGGAGAACAGAUUUUGUGGACGGUCAGCAUCAUUCUUCAAAUGUCUCCUUCAUAAAACCAGCUUUGGAGUUUAUCAAAGAACGAGAGCAGAAAGAUGUAAAUAAGAAAAUGUUGACAGUUAUUAUGGGAGAUGACCCAGAUUUUGAAGCGAAAAUGUUUGAGGGUACAGUACGAGCAAAGAAGGAGGCUAAGAUUGAAGAAACGACAAAAUACUUCGUUUCUGAAAACACUCCUCAGGACGAUCUAGCAUACUCACAUUAUAGUUGUGAUGCAACUUUAAUAACUGCUCCAUCUUCGACAUUUGGAUGGUGGCUUGGAUACCUUUCAAAAGGACAAGCUGUUUAUUAUCAAGAUAUUCGAUCUACAAAUGAUGUUAAUUAUAAAAAAGGAGUACUCGAUCCCGAUGACUUUUUCGUUCCAAGCUGGACAUCGAUAAUGUUGGACGAGAACAAGAAAGUCGUAGUUGUUACAUAGAAAUAAUUUAUUAAUGUACAAAUAAUUAUAAGAGACGUGUAGUGAUUAAUUCAACAUUGCGGUUGUUCAAUUGGUAUCGGUGCUUUAAAUCUUUCAAAGUUCAAUUUUUAUUUCAAGUG
This is a messenger RNA of Caenorhabditis elegans, 1330 nucleotides long. RefSeq names its product Putative glycosyltransferase C06E1.7 (gene C06E1.7). Gene Ontology annotation, molecular function: galactoside 2-alpha-L-fucosyltransferase activity. Gene Ontology annotation, biological process: carbohydrate metabolic process. Gene Ontology annotation, cellular component: membrane. Bases 114 to 1211 code for a protein of 365 amino acids. The transcript has 12 exons. NCBI's taxonomy places the organism in Eukaryota, Metazoa, Nematoda, Chromadorea, Rhabditida, Rhabditidae. The record is from RefSeq and is marked reviewed.